CACGACAAUUUUUUUUUUCAAAAUGGAGACUUACAAAUUUGAAAUUUUAUGUCCGGUGAUAGUUGGUUUAAUUGGAUAUACAUUUGGUGAAAUGUGUGGCCCUUUGUCCGAGAUAUCUAUUCAAUAUAUUGGCAUGCGGAUGAAGAAUAACGCGAGGUUAUCGAUAAACAUCACUACAAAUUCGGAAUGCGCGAGACAAUGUAAACUGUUCGGGUUCUGUAAGUCGAUUAACUAUGGUACUGUAUCGCAACUAUGUGAACUAAACGAAAAAGACAGCGCGGACAGUCCCGGUGACAUUGAGGUGAACAAAGAGUUCGAUUAUUACGACAUAAAUGACUGGCCUGAGGAAAUAGCAGAAGGCUGUGCCGGCCACUCUUGUCUAACAGACGAACUAUGUAUCCCUGGACCGAACAAAUCUGCACUGUGUCUACCUUCGGCCGAGUUUAUUGAUCAAAAGGAGAACGAGUGCGCAGACAAUCCGUGCAAAAAUGGUGGCACAUGCAACGACUACGUGAACAGAUACACGUGUGAUUGUGCGUCCGGAUGGCGUGGUAUGAACUGCGACAUUGAUGUGAACGAGUGCAGAAGUCGUCCGUGCCAAAACGGAGGCACGUGUAUCAACGAAGAAAACGACUUCUUGUGCGUCUGCCCAGCACCACAUACAGGGAAACAAUGUGAAGGCACGAUGUGACACUAUGAUAGAGAUCUCGUUUUUUGCAAAGCUUAUUCUUGCUACUGAAAUAUGUAUAGUUGUUUAUCGUCGAAUAUUAUAAAAAUAUUCGGUUUAUUCUUCAUAGAUUAGACAAAAAUCAAAUGAAUUCUAUACUAGUUGUUGUUAAAAUAUAAAUA
Ruditapes philippinarum (Manila clam) is the source of this 849-nucleotide messenger RNA. Its product is annotated as protein jagged-1b-like. Bases 23 to 691 code for a protein of 222 amino acids. Gene Ontology annotation, cellular component: protein-containing complex; plasma membrane. Gene Ontology annotation, biological process: establishment or maintenance of epithelial cell apical/basal polarity; heterophilic cell-cell adhesion. Gene Ontology annotation, molecular function: calcium ion binding. NCBI's taxonomy places the organism in Eukaryota, Metazoa, Mollusca, Bivalvia, Venerida, Veneridae. The transcript is spliced from 4 exons. The record is from RefSeq and is a predicted model, not a curated record.